GGACUACACACUCCUGCAGGACUUUUCUGGCUUUGCUACUUUGUUCACUUAAGCCCUGAGAGACUGCAUGCUGUGGCGGGAUGAUGGCAGGUGGACUGCAACUGCUCGCAUUGAGUGUCACGGUGCUGGCUUGGGGAGCCCUGGGGCAGGGGGAUGGACGGUGGAAGAAACAAGUCUCAGGGGAUGCCACCAUCUACCUGGGCCAGCAAAGAGAAGCUUGGAGGCCGCUAAUGCACGUCGCUGUCAACCUCACCAAAAUAAAAGACAUUAAGUCAUCCUUUCAGCUGAGGACAUACGAUCCAGAAGGGGCCAUCUUUUACGGGGACACCAAAAGCGGAAGGGACUGGUUUGUUUUGUCCCUCAAAGACGGCGUCCCUCUCAUGCAGAUCAGCCGCAGUGGGGUCCUCGUCAACGUGGCGGGGGGCCCCAAGCUAAACGAUGGGCAAUGGCACACGCUGGAGGUGAGCAACCAAGGACAUUUUGUGAUCCUGGAGGUGGAUGGCGCCAUGGGGCUGGUAGCGGGCCUGCAAUCUAAACAUAUAGAGGAGGUCAUCUCGGGGGACCUCAGAUUAGCACUCGGCGGGCUCCUGAUCACCAAGGAGAGUAUGUUGGUUCAGUUUGAGCCGCAGAUGGACGGCUGUAUACGGGGGGGCAGCUGGCUGAACCUGAGCAUCCCCUGGGAGACGGAUACCGACAAGCUCUGGCCGUGCUAUCAAAACAUUCGACAUGGCAGCUUCUUCCCUGGAAGUGGACUCGCCAUUGUCAACACCUCAGUUUUUCAGAUAGAGCGCGAACACAGUGUGAAGAUUGAAUUAUGGGGAGAUUUCACUAAAAUGUAUGGCGCCAUUCUGAGCAUCAGGACUCCCGGCCUGGUGCCUAUGUUCACUUUAGUUGCUGAUAAUACCACAAAGGAAAUAACGCUCUCCUUCAGUGGUCAUAAAAUGAGUCUCAAAGAAAACUUCAAAAGACUCCAGUUGACCUUUGGAACAGAUUUGCUUGAAGUACAGCAUGACGGAGCUGAGUCAAAGGGCACAACGAAGCUCCUCAGUCCACUCAAGCAUUCUGGUCUUUUGAGCAUAUUGAGAGAAAGCCAAAUGGCCAUCGGAGGCCUUCUCGGUAAAGAUGACGUAGGCUCCUUCCUGAGAGGCUGUCUGGAGAAGAUUCAGAUCCAAGGGAAGGAUGUUGACCUGGAUCUAACAUUGAAAGACAUGUCCAUUUCGUCCCACAGCUGCCCAGUAUAAACCACAGCAUUUGGCACUUGUUGAGCAAAUUCUUACAGCCUUGUUUAUCUAUGUCACAAUUACGUUAAAUCUAAUAAAAUGAUAAAACUGUCAGACAAGAAAAAUGUGAACAAUGUACAACAACUGUAUAAUAAACAAUUUGAAUCUUGAAAUCAAUCAAAU
This is a messenger RNA of Nerophis lumbriciformis (worm pipefish), 1403 nucleotides long. The record is from RefSeq and is a predicted model, not a curated record. NCBI's taxonomy places the organism in Eukaryota, Metazoa, Chordata, Actinopteri, Syngnathiformes, Syngnathidae.